Messenger RNA from Exophiala mesophila, 1407 nucleotides. RefSeq lists its product as uncharacterized. Gene Ontology annotation, molecular function: G protein-coupled receptor activity. Lineage: Eukaryota; Fungi; Ascomycota; Eurotiomycetes; Chaetothyriales; Herpotrichiellaceae. The record is from RefSeq and is a predicted model, not a curated record. Gene Ontology annotation, cellular component: plasma membrane. Gene Ontology annotation, biological process: adenylate cyclase-activating G protein-coupled receptor signaling pathway; cell surface receptor signaling pathway. The coding region runs from base 1 to 1407 and encodes 468 amino acids. The transcript has 4 exons.
AUGCCAAUCUCGGAAUCCCAAGGACGAACACUCGAAAUCGUCGAGAGGGUAGCCUCGACCUUCUCUCUCCUCGGCACUGCCUUUAUAGUUACCACGUUUAUCUUGGAUAGCAACUUCAGGAAACCUAUCAAUCGACUCGUUUUCUUCGCAACAUGGGGCAAUCUAUUGGCCAAUGUCGGGACUCUCAUCUCGAGGUCCGCCAUCCAUAUGGGUUCGACUUCUCCAUUAUGCCAGGCUCAGUCAUUUCUCAUCCAAUGGUUCAUGCCAGCUGACGCACUUUGGACUUUUGCUAUGGCCUGUAAUGUCUAUCUAUCCUUCUUUCGCCAUUAUGACUCGAGCCAGUUGAGAAGGCUAGAAUGGACAUAUUUUGGUGCAUGUUAUGGUGUUCCAUUGAUACCAGCUCUAACAUUUCUUUUUGUGAGCACACCAAGCAGAGGCAAGAUCUAUGGGGAUGCAGUGCUCUGGUGCUGGAUUUCACCCAAAUGGAGCGUUCUCCGGAUCGCCGCAUUCUACGGCCCCGUAUGGAUCGUCAUCUUGACAACGAUAGUUAUCUAUAUACGAGUCGGGGUCGUCAUCUUGAAGUGGCGCAAGAAACUCAUUUCCAUCAACGAAAGCACGUCACGCGACUUUGCAAUGAAGGAAUUCACACCACCUGCACCACCACCGCCACAAGGGUCGGAGAUCCGUUGUGAGGUCACCGUCACCAGUCAGUUGCACGAUACGUCAGACUACUAUUCAAAAUCACAAGGCCCGAACUCUCCACGGAGCACACACAUCGAAGAGACAGAGGUACCUGAUGCAAUACGAGAGCGACACUCUGUCAUCACGCCGUCCCAGCCAUCGUUCCGGGGAAUUCAGACUACCGUGGCAGCAGCGCGACCUCCUAUUCGGACUCUCGAUGCCAAUAAGGCGACAUUAAGCUAUUGCAAGACAUCUCUACUCUUCUUUUUUGCCCUUCUCUGUACAUGGGUCCCAUCCACCAUCAACCGCGUCCACGCACUCAUAAAGCCCGACGCCAACAUCUUCGGCUUCGACCUCGCAUCAAGCAUAGUUCUCCCCUUACAAGGAUUCUGGAAUUUCAUCAUCUAUGUAGUAACGAGCUUCGCAGCAUGUAAAGCCAUAUUCCGACGGUUAAGAUUCGAGUCCGGGCUGUUUCCAUCACGACGACAAAACAACAAUCCUUCACAUACCCACUCGAAUCCUCGACGAACCUCAUCCUUGACCCUAUCAAAACAUAACCGUCGCAAUACCCUAGAAUCCGACGACACGAGAGCAGAGAUUGCAAUUGGAUUUGAAACCAAGAAUCGAAUGGUGGAUCAUAGUUAUACGAAUCGCAGUUCGACCGAUGAUGAGAUUUUGAUUCAAGGAGGAGACGCGGAGAGGGGCGUGGGGUUUGAUCGCAGAUAA